AUGGACCAUAAGCCGGGGGCAAUCCGAGCCUCUGAGCGGGCCCGAGAACUGAAAAAGGAGUAUCAGUCGCUCGGGAAGGCUAAUAAGGAGGAUGCUCUGGACAUUGUCGUGUAUGCUCUCCCUGCACUGACUAUCGACAUUCACGACUUUUUGAUUUCUUGCCCCUACUUCCAACCUCACUUUUCCGAGCAGCUUUGUGUUCGCCUCGAGACAAACUUGCUUAUUGGCGAGGACUCCUCAACCACCGAUCCAGAGUUGGCGAUAACUCGGGAACUCUUGGAGGCAUUCGAUCCAACGUCUCACCUAAAUAUCCAGAAGGUAUGCAUGCAGGUUCCAGAGAUUGUUGAACUUCAGCAGCGAUUGGAUCAAGAGUUACCGGUUUUGAAUAGAGCCUUAAUGCGAAUCAUGAGAUGGCUGAACACCCUUGUCCUGAAGAAUCGUCUUGCAGAAGACCACGACCUAAAGGAGGCACUUGAUGAGCUUAUCGAAACGAUCGACGAGCUUAUCGGAGAUGUGAAGAACGCUACCUCUGAGGUACUCACAUAUCACACGGCGCGAGGGGCUCUUAUCAAGCACCUUCGCAAGACCCCCGUCUUGGACACCUACUUUGCAAUGAUUUACAUGGACUGCACACGGAUAAAUGACAUAUAUGACAGCUACUUGAACAUUACAGAAGGGUUCUUGAUAUUGAACGAUCAGCUUAGCAGACGGCUAUCAGUGCUACAAAAAGUGCUUACGAAAAAGUCCUCAACGAAAGGCAUAUACUAUUAG
Giardia duodenalis is the source of this 771-nucleotide messenger RNA. RefSeq lists its product as uncharacterized. The record is from RefSeq and is a predicted model, not a curated record. NCBI's taxonomy places the organism in Eukaryota, Fornicata, Diplomonadida, Hexamitidae. The transcript has a single exon. Bases 1 to 771 code for a protein of 256 amino acids. Gene Ontology annotation, cellular component: proteasome activator complex.